Agrilus planipennis (emerald ash borer) is the source of this 555-nucleotide messenger RNA. RefSeq names its product zinc finger protein 358-like. Gene Ontology annotation, biological process: regulation of transcription by RNA polymerase II. The record is from RefSeq and is a predicted model, not a curated record. NCBI's taxonomy places the organism in Eukaryota, Metazoa, Arthropoda, Insecta, Coleoptera, Buprestidae. The transcript has 3 exons. Bases 135 to 482 code for a protein of 115 amino acids. Gene Ontology annotation, molecular function: RNA polymerase II cis-regulatory region sequence-specific DNA binding; DNA-binding transcription factor activity, RNA polymerase II-specific. Gene Ontology annotation, cellular component: nucleus.
UGUGGAAUUCUAUUUACAGCUUUUCAAGGUUACUAGUCAACAGUAUCGGCCCGAUUUUAGUCCCUUGCGGAACUCCAUUCAUUUGACUUCAACUUUCUUACGCCUAUCAAGAUAUAUUCUAUAUUCUACUAUGUAUGUAUCCAAGGAAAAUUAAUAAUUUUUUUUUUGGUACAGGUGAACGACCGUAUAAGUGCCAUCUACCAGACUGCGGCCGGGCCUUUAUUCAACUAUCGAAUCUUCAGCAGCACCUUCGCAACCACGACGCGCAGGUGGAAAGGGCGAAAAACAGGCCCUUCCAUUGCAACAUAUGCGGAAAGGGUUUCGCCACCGAGUCCAGUUUGCGAACGCAUACUUCAAAAAAGGGGUCGCUGUGUGCCGCUGCAUCUUUGCUUGCCGUCAAUUUCUUGGUUGCCUCGCCCGGAAACGGAUGUGAGAAUGGAACGGGAGAGAAAAGCUUGGACGGGUCCUGUUUUGCUUUUUAAUUCGAAAUUCGAAAAGUAACACACUGGUCGAAAAUUAAUUCGAACACGUGAGCAUAUAAUUUUGCGCACACGG